This is a messenger RNA of Corythoichthys intestinalis (scribbled pipefish), 2602 nucleotides long. RefSeq names its product ring finger protein 139 (gene rnf139). The record is from RefSeq and is a predicted model, not a curated record. Bases 385 to 2424 code for a protein of 679 amino acids. Lineage: Eukaryota; Metazoa; Chordata; Actinopteri; Syngnathiformes; Syngnathidae. Gene Ontology annotation, cellular component: endomembrane system; endoplasmic reticulum. The transcript has 7 exons. Gene Ontology annotation, biological process: ERAD pathway. Gene Ontology annotation, molecular function: zinc ion binding.
CCUGGACUGGUCGCCAGCCAAUCGCAGAGUUUAUGCAGAGCACGUCCUUCUCUGGUACCAUUGAUUCAAGUGGGAAAUUUAGGCUUUAUGGGCACAUCAGUCAGUAUUACAGUACUACAGUUAACGUUGUAACUCUGCAUUUAGCCGUUGAACGGCAGUAGUGUACCACAAGAUAGCACUGCCCUACAUUUUCCACCAACGAAGAAGAAGCACGGGAAAAGUUAAAGUGUCCCAACAUGGCGGCCGCGGCUCUUAGCUGCCAAGCCGAGCCAAGCCUGAGCUAAACCGAAGAACCGAACCUGCCAGCGGGUGACUUUCAUGUCCGUUUACGGUCCAUGGACGACCCGGACUGGGUGGGACCGUGAGCUUUGAGCCCGAAGCCGCAUGGCGUCCACCCAAACCCGGAUAGGCCAUCAGGCCUUGGUGGUGCUCGAUGUGGCUCUGCGGGUCCCGUGUAUUUUUAUUAUCGACGCGAUUUUUAACUCGUACUAUGACCCCGGGCCGGGAUGGGCUGGUACCGUCGGAACCGGCUUGCUCCGAGUUAUGGGUGUGCUGGUCUCCGCCGUGGUUCUGCUCCUAUCGCAAAAGGCCCUGUUCAAGUUCUACUCCCUUUUCCUGGCCGUGGCGCUGGCCGCGGCGGCCAUCCUGAUCAACUACCACGCCGCCACCCAUCCGGACCUGUAUGGAGCCUACUAUAAAACGGCGGGUUUCCGGCCGCCACGAAAGGGGCCGGCGCCGUGGCUGGCCCUGGUGACCGUGCAGCUGGCGUUGGGCGUGGGUUACGUCUACCUCCUGGGCCUGCGCUCGACGCAGGCGUCGCUGGUGAUCCUGGACGUGACUGUGCCGUCGUGGGGGAUGAUGAUGGAGCUGCCCCCGGACACGCGGCGCACGGCGGCCAUCUUGUCGGGCGGGGUCCUGGCGCUCAACACGGCGGCGUGCCUGGCAGCACGCCUCAAACAUUUCUACUACUCGUGUCGAUACGUGUACCUGCUGGUGCGUCACAUGUACCGCAUGUACGGCCUGCAGCUGCUGCUCAAGGACACCUGGAAGAGAAUCCGAUUCCCGGACGUGCUGCGGGUCUUCUGGCUGAGCCGCGUCACGGCCCAAGCGCUCAUCCUGGUGUAUGUGGUGCGGGCCGUGCGGCGGGAGAGCGAUGAUGGGAGUUUGGACUCUCAGGUUCAACCGCUGAGCUGGGACGUGUUUUGGGACGUGACGAGCAACCUGAUCAUCUCCGGCUGCGACUCCACGCUGACCGUUCUGGGCAUGAGCGCCGUCAUCUCGUCGGUAGCGCACUACCUGGGCCUCAGCAUCCUCACUUUCAUUGGUUCGACGGAGGAGGAGGAUAAACGUUUGGGCUUCGUGGCCCCAGUGCUCUUCUUCAUCCUGGCUCUGCAGACGGGCCUUAGCGGCCUGGACCCCGAGGAGCGCCUGGUCCGGCUGAGCCGCAACAUGUGCCUCCUGCUGACGGCCAUCCUGCACUUCAUCCAAGGCAUGACGGACCCGGUUCUGAUGUCGCUCAGCGCCUCUCACGUGUCGUCAUUCCGCCGCCAUUUUCCCGUGCUGUUGGUGUCGGCGGCGCUUUUCGCGCUGCCCGUGGCGCUCAGCCACAUCCUCUUGCGCCACUACGCUCUCAACACUUGGCUCUUCGCCGUCACCGCCUUCUGCGUGGAGUUGUGUCUCAAGGUGCUGGUGUCGCUGACUGUGUACGCCCUGUUUAUGGCGGACGGCCUGUCGGACACGCUGUGGGAGAAACUGGACGACUAUGUGUACUACGUACGCUCUACGGGGAACGUGAUGGAAUUCCUGUUCGGCGUGGUGAUGUUCGGCAACGGCGCCUACACCAUGAUGUUCGAGUCGGGCAGCAAGAUCCGCGCCUGCAUGAUGUGCCUGCACGCCUACUUCAACAUCUACCUGCAGGCGCGCAACGGCUGGAGGACUUUCAUCAACCGCCGCACGGCCGUGCGCAAGAUCCACUCGCUUCCCGAGCUGCGCGGCGAGAACCUGCGCGGUGUCGAGGACGUCUGCGCCAUCUGCUACCAAGACUUUGCCUCCUCGGCGCGGGUCACGCCCUGCCGGCACUACUUUCACGCGCUCUGCCUGCGGAAAUGGCUCUACAUCCAGGACACGUGCCCCAUGUGCCACCAGAGAGUGCACGUGGACGAGCGCGCCAACGACGGGGACGCGCUCUCUAAUAACAACGCCCCGGCGCCGCCGCCCCCGGCUGACGACCCGCCCGCCGAGGCACCUCCGAUUGAUGGGGCGGCGGCCGGAGGCGGGCCCGCGUCGGCGGGCGAUACGGACCGCGAGCCGUUGGAGGACAACGACAGCAUCGAGUACGACGACGACGACUGGGGCGUGCAAAACGGCGGCACGCCCGUCGAGGAGGAGUAUUUGAACGAUGACACGGACACCACCGACGAUUGAUUUCGGCUUUUCCGUUGGACGACGUCGGGGAAUCGUUUGUUUUGCUGCGUUCACUCUGGAAUUAAAUGCUUUGGAUUUAGAUGGAUUUUUGCGGUUUGUUUGGGCCACUUUUUUUUUUUUUUUUUUUUUGCUUCGUCUUUAGUUUUUUUCAGGGUGCAGUUGUCAUUUUUGCCUUUUA